Messenger RNA from Syngnathoides biaculeatus (alligator pipefish), 3654 nucleotides. Its product is annotated as protein Hook homolog 2-like. Gene Ontology annotation, biological process: cytoplasmic microtubule organization; cytoskeleton-dependent intracellular transport. Gene Ontology annotation, molecular function: microtubule binding; dynein light intermediate chain binding. Gene Ontology annotation, cellular component: centrosome; cytoplasm. Bases 164 to 2293 code for a protein of 709 amino acids. The transcript is spliced from 22 exons. Lineage: Eukaryota; Metazoa; Chordata; Actinopteri; Syngnathiformes; Syngnathidae. The record is from RefSeq and is a predicted model, not a curated record.
AGGAGGAGGAGGAGGAGGCCAUGGCAGCCUGAUAACAUCGGAAAGUGUCCGGAGUCCGCAACUAACUUUGGCGGAAAGUGUUCUCGUCGGCUCCUGAAAAAAAAAACUAAAUCUAAAGUUUUACGGCUAAUAGAACAAAACAUACCUGCACAAAAACAGCAUUAUGAGCUUGGACAAAGCCGAGCUGUGUGAUUCCCUUCUAACAUGGUUGCAAACAUUUCAGGUGCCAUCAUGCAAGAGCAAGCAAGACCUCACAAGUGGAGUGGCCAUUGCACAUGUCCUAAACACAAUAGACCCCUUUUGGUUUAAUGAUACCUGGCUGGGGAGGAUCAAAGAGGAGAGCGGGGACAACUGGCGGCUCAAGGUCAGCAACUUGAAAAAGAUUCUCAAGAGCAUGCUGGAAUAUUACCAUGACAUACUCAGUCACCAGGUGUUGGAAGAGCAUUUGCCAGAUGUGAAUCUCAUCGGUGAGAUGGGGGACGUUACUGAGCUGGGCAAGCUUGUGCAGCUCGUGUUGGGCUGUGCUGUGAGCUGUGAGAAGAAACAAGAGCAAAUCCAGCAGAUAAUGACACUUGAGGAAUCUGUCCAGCAUGUUGUCAUGACAGCCAUUCAGGAGCUUUUAUCAAGGGAGACCUCAUCUGAACCAGGAAGCCCAGAAACUUUUGGAGACUUUGACUACCAGUCCCGAAAGUAUUAUUUUUUAAGUGAGGAGGCAGGUGAAAAAGAGGAUCUUCGUCAGCGCUGUCGAGACCUUGAACAUCAGCUGUCAGUGGCCUUGGAGGAGAAGUUGUCGCUCCAAACAGAGACUCGUUCUUUAAAGGAGAAGCUGAGUCGCUGCGAUUUGCUGGAUGUCCCCAGUACUGCCAUCACUGGCAAGAAGCUGCUGCUCUUGCAGAGUCAGAUGGAGCAGCUGCAAGAGGAAAACUACAGACUGGAGAACAGUCGGGAUGACAUGCGUCUACGUGCUGACGUGCUGGAGCGUGAAUUGGCCAACGUACAGCAAAGGAACGAAGAUUUGACCAGUCUAGCACAGGAAGCACAAGCCCUCAAAGACGAGAUGGAUAUUCUCAGGCACUCAUCCAACCGGGUGAACCAGCUUGAAACUUUGGUAGAGACUUACAAGAGGAAGCUGGAAGAUCUGGGUGACCUGCGCAGACAAGUGCGCCUCCUGGAGGAGCGCAACACUGUGUACAUGCAACGGACCUGCGAGCUGGAGGAGGAACUCCGCAGGGCCAGCGUCUUUCGUACUCAGCUGGACAACUACAAGAAGCAGGCUCACGAGCUUCACACCAAGCACCAGGCCGAGGCCAUGAAAGCUGAGAAGUGGCAGUUUGAGUACACGAACCUUUAUGACAAAUAUGACUCACUCCAGAAAGAGAGAGAACGUCUGAUUUCAGAGAGGGACACACUUCGGGAGACAAAUGAUGAGCUGAGGUGUGCUCAAAUCCAACAGAAAUGUCUCGGUGCAGGAGGCUUGUGUGACAAUGACGGCACAGUAGGAAACCUCGCUGCAGAGAUCAUGCCCACUGAGCUCAAGGAGACAGUGGUGCGCUUACAGAGUGAAAACAAGAUGCUGUGCGUCCAGGAGGAAAACUACAGACAGAAAGUUGUAGAGGUGCAGGCUGAGCUCGAGGGGGCUCAGCGCAGCAAGAAUGCUCUAGAAACCCAAAACAGGCUGCAACAGCAACAGAUCUGCGAGCUCCGUUCUCAGGUUGAAGAGCUUCAGAAAGCCCUUCAAGAGCAGGAUAGCAAGACUGAGGAUUCCUCCUUAUUAAAGAAGAAGCUGGAAGAGCAUUUGGAGAAGCUUCAUGAAGCUCACACUGAUCUCCAAAAGAAAAGAGAAGUUAUUGACGACCUCGAGCCCGAAGUGGACAGCAACAUGGCAAAGAAGAUCGAUGAACUCCAGGAGAUCCUGCGUAAGAAGGACGAGGACAUGAAACAGAUGGAGGAGCGGUACAAGCGUUAUGUGGAGAAGGCAAGAACGGUGGUGAAGACACUGGAGCCGAAGCAACAACCAGUGACUGUCGCUCCUGACAUUCAGGCCUUGAAGAACCAGCUGACGGAGAAAGACAGAAAAAUCCAUCACCUGGAGCGAGAUUAUGAGAAGAGCCGGUCCAGACAUGACCAGGAAGAGAAACUCAUCAUUAGCGCUUGGUACAACAUGGGGAUGGCCUUGCAUCAGAGAGUGGCGGGUGAGAGGCUGAACUCGCCCAACCAGUCCAUGUCCUUCCUGGCCCAGCAGAGGCUGGCCACCAACGCCAGGAGAGGCUUCACUCGACCGCACCCAAGAUGAGUCUUGAAAGAGAGAAUUCUACACCCCCCCCCCCCAAAUCCCCUUUAUCUCCGUGCCUUUUGUUUGCUCACCGGACAUGCCCCCUGGUGGCCUAAAAGGGUACUGCGAUGAUUUCCAGAGGUUGAGUUGCUGUUUACUUCAUGUUGAAAGAGCAAUAACUGGAACACAUACAACCUUAAAAAUCGGGGGGGGGGGUCUUUCUCACCUUUUAAGGUGAUUUUUAAUUGUCUUUGUUCUCUUGGAGAACGGUACACUUUUUGUGUUUAGCCUCUUUUUUUUUUUUUUAUUGAAUUUUAAGUUUAAUAGAGUUUAGUGUUGUCGGGAUUCUAGUUAAGAUUUAAAGCGUGAGCUGAGGAAGGUUUGAAAUGCAGCCUUGGACUACUUCCGUCGUACAACGUGUUGAGCUACACUGGAAUACCUCCAUUUAUACACUGCACAAACGCUUGAGCUGCAUUUGGUUUGGUGCAGUGUUUCCUCUUCCUGCUCUCCCCCCCCCCCCCCCAGCCCCCCUCAUAUAGAUGAGCUUCAUCCGCGGGAGCGAAUAGUUCCUCUCUUGUUUCCACUGGAAUAAGAACUUUGACGAGCGGCCAAAGCACAUUCCCAUAGCAGCGGGUUUGUCGAGUGCCUUCAGAAAGACACCAAAUCCUUGCCGUCCGGUUAAAAAUGAAGUAUGGGAUAUUUUUCAGUGCUCUGACAUUGCGUCCCUCCAUUUGUCGUAGAUUUCUGUAGAUGUUAGUCGAAUAGCAUGUCACACUGCAUGUUUUUAUUUAUUAGCUUUAUUUGCAUGUGAUUCUCGUACAUGUAUUUUGUUUUCCCCCAUUUGAAGCAGGGUAAUAAUGGCUGUGGGUCAAACCUAAAAGCACGCAACAUCUUUUAGGCUCUACACAAAUGUGAAUGUCUGCAGUUGAAUCUGAUGGACUCGUCGCAACACUAAGGUUUUGCUUUUCUUUAAGAUGAACUACUUCAUACGCAGGAAUGUGGAAUUUGUCUGUUCACAAGAUACUCUGAACUCAUAAAUGGCAGUUUUAUCAUCUCUGCUUAUUUUCUACAGAUGAGCUAACUUGAGCGUGUAGCGUAAUACUACAUCCCAUGUCAAAGCUGCUACUUAGUGCCUUGUCCUUCAUCCCUGUCAAAAUAUGCUGUCCUCUUUCAUGACCCAAUUUUUUUGUGUGCACUUUUUUUUUUUUUUUGUGGUUGAUCAUUGAGUUAAUGUUUGGCAUUUGCAUGUUUCCUUGUUUUCUGAGAAAAUUGGUCAAAUAGAUCGUAGCAGUGUUCUUCACGCGGGGAUGUGGCAAGUUUAACAUGUAGUAGUCCUUUCAACUUUUGCACUACAAAUAAAUGGGAAUUUAAGACAAAAAAAA